UCGUCGCAGAAGAAGAAGAAGACAAAGAUGGGGAAGCAGCCGGUGAAACUGAAGGCGGUGGUUUACGCAUUGUCACCGUUUCAGCAGAAGAUCAUGACUGGUCUAUGGAAAGAUCUGCCUGAGAAGAUCCACCACAAGGUCUCUGAAAAUUGGAUCAGCACUAUUCUCCUCCUCGCUCCCGUCAUCGGAACCUACUCAAAUACUUGCCCUCUUCUUCACGCCGCCGUCCGAGGAGCCGUUACUUCUGCCGUUGCAUUCGAUCCUAGAAUGGGUGCAUCUCUCCUUCGUCUGUUCUACCUCGACUGCUUCGUCAACGGAUGCGACGCUUCGAUUCUACUAGAUGACACAUCAAGCUUCACGGGAGAACAAAACGCUGCCUCAAACCACAAUUCUGCUCGAGGGUUUAAUGUCAUCGACAACAUCAAAUCAGCGGUUGAGAGAGUAUGCCCUGGGGUCGUGUCUUGUGCUGAUAUCUUAGCCAUCGCAGCUAGAGACUCGGUCGUAACCCUUGGAGGGCCUAGUUGGCUGUUGAAUUUAGGAAGAAGAGAUGCAAGAACGGCGAGUCAAGCGGCGGCGAAUAGUAGCAUUCCAGCGCCGACUUCGAGUCUGAGCCAGCUUAUUACUAGUUUCGCCAACCUUGGAUUCACCGCUAGAGAUAUGGUUGCUCUCUCCGGCGCGCACACGAUCGGGCAAGCCCAGUGCAGAAACUUCCGAACGAGGAUCUACCAAGAAACAAACAUUGCCCCCCCUUUCGCCGCCACACUCCAGCAAAACUGCCCGAUAGCCUCCGGCUCCGGCGACGGAAAUCUAGCUCCACUGGACUCAAUUACACCGUUUGUUUUCGACAACAGUUACUUCAGGAACCUCAUGAGCCAGAGAGGUCUCCUCCAUUCUGACCAAGUGCUUUUCAACGGUGGCUCCACCGACUCCAUCGUCCGUGAGUACAGCCAAAAUGCGAGGGUUUUUCGCAACGAUUUCGCGGCGGCGAUGGUCAAGAUGAGUCAUAUUAGCCCCUUGACUGGCACUGCUGGUGAGAUCCGGAGUAACUGCGGGAGGACAAACUGAUUCAAACCUUCGUAUUCCAGAUAUUUCGAAGAUCUCUAUUAAUGUUUUUGCUUUUUUUUAAAAAAAAUUUCUA
This is a messenger RNA of Brassica oleracea var. oleracea, 1138 nucleotides long. Its product is annotated as cytochrome b-c1 complex subunit 8-like. The coding region runs from base 28 to 1065 and encodes 345 amino acids. The record is from RefSeq and is a predicted model, not a curated record. Gene Ontology annotation, biological process: response to oxidative stress; mitochondrial electron transport, ubiquinol to cytochrome c; hydrogen peroxide catabolic process. NCBI's taxonomy places the organism in Eukaryota, Viridiplantae, Streptophyta, Magnoliopsida, Brassicales, Brassicaceae. The transcript has 5 exons. Gene Ontology annotation, molecular function: heme binding; peroxidase activity.